Messenger RNA from Mucor mucedo, 715 nucleotides. RefSeq lists its product as uncharacterized. Bases 22 to 672 code for a protein of 216 amino acids. NCBI's taxonomy places the organism in Eukaryota, Fungi, Mucoromycota, Mucoromycetes, Mucorales, Mucoraceae. The transcript has 5 exons. Gene Ontology annotation, biological process: cytokinin biosynthetic process. Gene Ontology annotation, molecular function: hydrolase activity, hydrolyzing N-glycosyl compounds. Gene Ontology annotation, cellular component: cytosol. The record is from RefSeq and is a predicted model, not a curated record.
UUUUGUUUUCCCACUAUAAAAAUGGUUCUUCCAACAUUAUUAUCUGCACCUACACCUACAUCAGGAGAAAUUAAAAGUGUGUGUGUGUUUUGUGGUGCUGGCGACGGCGGUGAUCCUAUUUAUGCACAAGAAGCUUUCGAACUCGGCAAAAUGCUGGCUUCAAACAAUAUUCGUAUGGUGUAUGGAGGUGGAUCGAUUGGUUUGAUGGGUGCAGUGGCAAAGGGUACCAUCGAGAAUGGAGGAAAGACACUUGGUAUUGUACCUGAACCACUCUUUAAACAUGGUAGUGCUCAAUUAGGUGAGACUGUCAUUGUUCCUGAUAUGCACACACGUAAGAAGCGUAUGGCCGAAGAGAGUGAUGCAUUUGUGGUACUACCUGGUGGAUUUGGUACGAUGGAAGAAAUGUUGGAAAUGAUCACUUGGUCUCAGUUAAAUAUUCACUCCAAGCCAAUCCUCUUGUUAAAUACCAAGGGAUAUUACAAGCUGUUUGUGGAUUGGAUCCAACUUUCUGUACAAGAACAAUUCAUCAAGACUAAGAAUGCAGAUAUCUUUGUCACUUGUGAUACCACCAAGGAUGUCUUAAACUUACUCCAAACCUAUCAAGCACCCGAAACACGCUAUGGUCUUGAUUGGACAAAGAAGGACGAAGAAAAUAGACAGUCUUUAAUUUAAAAUAAAAUAAAACAAACAAUACAUCUUUUUUCUUUUCUAAAAA